AUGGCUUGGGACUACGGGAGGCGGGGAGUCGCAGGUUCCGCCCGGGCAGUUUGUGCCGUCGACAAGGUGCCGAGCUUCACUCUCUGGACCCUGUCGGACUCGAACCGCUUCGAUCGGAACAACUUGAUCGCGUGGAUCGGUAACACGAAUCGAUUCACAUUUUCUAUCCCUUCAGUUUGCCCUUAUUACCAGAUCGGUGGAGCCGAAUCUAAGUAUGAUGACAACUCCUUCCACCUCUGUCUUGGGUUGGCAUGCUGGCCGUUGAUGGCCGCCUUGCAGCUGCAGUUAUUGGAAGAACGCACGAGUUGCUCCGGCAGGUGCAUGAUUAUCAAGAAUCAGCUCUUGAUUAAGGGAACUCCUGUUUUCAGCCCUCACCGUUUCUGGGCCGAGAUGCUCUUUACUUCUAACUUUCUGAUACUUGAUGUACGAUGUAGAGAUGGGAAAGAGACAGAAGCAGGGACGGAGAACAAAGGCGAAGAGACAAAGAAAAGGGAUAAGAGCAGAUACAGUCAAGGGCAUUAA
Molecule: messenger RNA, 522 nt
Organism: Aspergillus niger
Lineage: Eukaryota; Fungi; Ascomycota; Eurotiomycetes; Eurotiales; Aspergillaceae
Exons: 3
Coding region: 1-522 (173 amino acids)
Source: RefSeq, a predicted model, not a curated record